Nicotiana tabacum (common tobacco) is the source of this 723-nucleotide messenger RNA. The record is from RefSeq and is a predicted model, not a curated record. Lineage: Eukaryota; Viridiplantae; Streptophyta; Magnoliopsida; Solanales; Solanaceae.
AUGUGCAAAUAUUAUGGCACUCACGAUCAUAGAACGGAAGAUUGUCGACAGCUGAGAGAAGAAGUAGCUCGUUUAUUCAACAAAGGAUACCUUCGAGAAUUCUUAAGCGACCGAGCCAAGAACCACUUUAGAAACAUGGAUUCUAACAAACAAACAGGACAAGAAGAGACCGAACCUCAACACAUCAUAAAUAUGAUCAUCGGUGGAGUCGACAUCGCACAAGGGACGAUGUUGAAAUGCACAAGAAUCUCUGUCACCAGGGAGAAACGAACUCUAGACUACAUACCUGAAGGAGCCUUAUCCUUCAGCGACGAAGACGCGAAAGGGAUCAUACAACCUCACAAUGAUGCACUGGUAAUAUCUAUACUCGUAAAUAAAACUAGAGUCAAACGUGUGAGCUCAGCCAACAUUAUUCGAUCGAAGGUCAUAGAACAGCUCGAUUUACAAGACAGGAUCGUGUCAGCAGUCCGGGUCCUAAACGGGUUCAACAUGGCAUGUGAAACCACCAAAGGGGACAUAAUAUUACCGGUCAAUACAGCCGAAAUCGUACGGGAGGCCAAGUUUUAUGUAAUCGAAGGGGACAUGAGUCUCAGGGGGAUCAAGAUAAACUACGGGGAACAAUCAGCUGCAAAAGAGAUGUUUGCCAUCGAAGAACUGGUUCCGAUAUCAACGCUCUCAAUACUGAAGGAACCGAAUUUUGGCACUGACUCAGAGGCCAAAUAG